Messenger RNA from Myotis daubentonii (Daubenton's bat), 975 nucleotides. RefSeq names its product ral guanine nucleotide dissociation stimulator-like. The record is from RefSeq and is a predicted model, not a curated record. Gene Ontology annotation, cellular component: plasma membrane. Gene Ontology annotation, molecular function: guanyl-nucleotide exchange factor activity. NCBI's taxonomy places the organism in Eukaryota, Metazoa, Chordata, Mammalia, Chiroptera, Vespertilionidae. Gene Ontology annotation, biological process: Ras protein signal transduction.
CCAGCUCCACCCCCAACAACUGCCUACCGCAGGGCUGGGACUCCUAAGCAUUUUCUAAGGGAGGAGCAGGUUAACAUCCUGACCUUCCCUCCAAGACUGGUGGCCGAGCAACUGACAGCAAUGGAUGUGGAGCUGUUCAAGAAGGUGCUGCCCCACCAGUGCCUGGGCUCCGUCUGGUCCCAGAGGAGGAAGCCUGGCAAGGAGCACGUGGCCUCCACUGUCAGUGCCACCAUCAGACAAUUCAACCACGUGGCCACCUGUGUGAUCACCACCUGCCUUGGGGACCCAAGCAUGAUGGCCCAGGACAGGGCCAAAGUGGUGGAGCACUGGAUUAAGGUGGCCAAGGAGUGCAGAAGCCUAAGGAACUUCUCCUCCCUGCACGCCAUCCUCGCUGCUCUGCAGAGCGUGGCUGUCCAUCGUUUGAAGAAAACAUGGGGGAAGGUUUCCAGGAAGCGGGCACUGACUAUGAAACAACUCUGCAUGAAGGACAACAUCCUGAGCAGGGAACAGUUCAUCAAGCCUUCCAGGUAUGCCACUCUGAUGUCCCAUGUCCCUGGAUCCAAGCUCAGGCUGCCCAAGAAGUGUGUUCCCUUCCUGGGAGAAUACCUUAAAGAUCUGAAGGUGAUGGACAGCAUAAUGGAGGAUGAUCAGGAGGUGGGUGACCUGGGGCCUGACUGGGGUGACCAGGAUUGACGUUGGGGACAGAGAGCCCCCAUCCUGAGCUGUGAGUUCUCAGCACUGCCUUCCCUUGGAGCUGGAGCAAUAGGCCCAUCAUAGUCAUCCUUGUCCCCGCUCCUUUGGAGCCCAGAGCCUAGCCUUGAUCCCAGUCCUGCCUUUUCCUGCUUCCCAUUCCCUCCUGGGACCUGGUGGUAGUGCACCAUGAGAAGGUUGGGCAUAGGGGGCCAGUCCUAGCAAGGGGGUUCUUUCUCAUGGACCUUGGAUAUCUGCCUUUUAGAAGAGUCAGAUCAAUUAGCA